Messenger RNA from Eleginops maclovinus (Patagonian blennie), 1412 nucleotides. RefSeq names its product N-acetylglucosamine kinase (gene nagk). The transcript has 10 exons. The record is from RefSeq and is a predicted model, not a curated record. The coding region runs from base 48 to 1094 and encodes 348 amino acids. Gene Ontology annotation, molecular function: N-acetylglucosamine kinase activity. Lineage: Eukaryota; Metazoa; Chordata; Actinopteri; Perciformes; Eleginopidae.
AUCUCGCGAUAUUUGCGCACUAACUCGACCAACACAGGAAGUGAGACAUGGCAUCAGUGUUCGGCGGAGUAGAAGGUGGAGGGACUCACUCCAAAGUGGUGCUGGUGUCAUCAGAUGGAAAGAUCCUGGCAGAAACAGAGGGACCAUCCACCAACCACUGGUUGGUUGGGGUGGACAAAUGUAUUGAAACCAUAAACAACAUGGUCCAGAGAGCCAAGAUGGAGGCAGGGCUGGAUCCAAACACUCCGCUAUGCUUAUUGGGCAUGUCUUUGAGUGGAGGGGAGCAGAAAUCCGCCAUCGACAAACUGAUCUCUGAAAUGAAGCAGCGGUUCCCCGCUCUCAGCCAGCACUACUUCCUCACCACGGAUGCCAUCGGUGCCAUGGCGACUGCCAGCGAUCACGGAGGUGUGGUGUUGAUAUCAGGGACUGGCUCUAACUGUAAGCUGGUUCACCCUGACGGCUCUCAUGUCGGCUGCGGAGGCUGGGGUCACCUGAUGGGAGAUGAAGGAGGAGCAUUCUGGAUCGCUCACUUGGCGGUGAAGACGGUCUUUGAUGCCGAAGACAACCUGGUGGCUCCUCCUCAUGACGUCACACAUGUCAGAAAGGCCAUGAAGGAUUACUUCCAGGUGUCAGAUCUGAUGGGCAUGCUGCCGCACCUCUACAGAAACUUCCAGAAGUCCCACUUUGCAGGUUUUUGCAAGAAGCUCGCUGAAGGAGCAGAAGCAGGGGACGCUCUCUGUCAGCAUGUGUUCACUCAGGCUGGGAGAGUCCUCGCAAAACAUGUAGAAGCAGUCCUACCUGCAGCAAAAGAGCCAUUAUUGAGUAGUGACCUUGGCCUGCCCAUCUUGUGUGUUGGCUCAGUGUGGAAGAGCUGGGAGCUCUUGAAGCCAGGGUUCACCGAGGUCUUAGAUAAAGUUGCAUCAUCUGACAAGUUCAAGGGCCGUUUCCAUGGCUACAGCCUCAUGUUCCUGCAGCAGUCCUCUGCACUCGGCGGAGCGAGUCUGGGGGCUCGGAGUAUCGGCGCAACUUUAACUUUGGACUACAAAGCUAACACUAAAGUCUUCUACCAACACACUUUCAACAGCAGCCAAUGAGAGUGCAGCUGCACAUGUUGGAACUGUUAACCAAUCAGAGUUCAGCUCAAGAGAGAUGCAUUAUUAGCAUCAUGCUAAACUGAUGAUGAUAAUAAUGAUUCUGUAAUAAUGAUAUUGCCUUUGAUCUUUUACAAGAUACAAAAAAGAUUGAUGAAAUUAUUCAAAAUCUUUGCUUUUACUGCUGCAUAGAACCUAUUUGGACCAUUUAAUUGAUAUUCCUUUUUUGUUUUGUUUUAUUGAAAUUGUAAAUCUUUGCACCUUUACAACAGUUGUUUACAUUUGACAUUUCUAAUAAAAAAAACUCAUUCAGAUUUGCAA